Molecule: messenger RNA, 4621 nt
Organism: Psammomys obesus (fat sand rat)
Lineage: Eukaryota; Metazoa; Chordata; Mammalia; Rodentia; Muridae
Gene: Synpo2
Product: synaptopodin 2
Exons: 5
Coding region: 119-3910 (1263 amino acids)
Biological process (GO): positive regulation of actin filament bundle assembly
Cellular component (GO): Z disc; nucleus; actin cytoskeleton
Molecular function (GO): actin binding
Source: RefSeq, a predicted model, not a curated record
GCAGCGCUGCGUCCUGCGCCCUUCGCACCAGCUUAGCUUAAGGCGCAUCCUUCACGGCACCCGGCCUCGUCUGCCUGUCUUUCUCGGGCUCUUGAUGCUGCCCAGCUGAGAGGAGAAAAUGGGCACGGGAGAUUUUAUCUGCAUUUCCAUGACUGGAGGGGCGCCCUGGGGGUUCAGACUGCAAGGAGGCAAGGAGCAGAAGCAGCCCUUGCAAGUCGCAAAGAUUCGAAGCCAGAGCAAGGCGUCAGACUCUGGGCUGUGUGAGGGGGAUGAAGUGGUGUCUAUCAAUGGCAACCCCUGUGAAGACCUCACUUACCCUGAAGUCAUCAAGCUCAUGGAAAACAUAACGGACUCUCUCCACUUGCUCAUUAAAAGACCGUCUAGCGGAGCAAGUGAGGCUUUGGACUCUGAAACAGAAAGCAUAAACCACGAGCACCUUACACAUGAGGGGCCCACGGAAAGUACCACCCUGCAGAUUCUUCCAGCCACAAAGACCCAGCACGAAGACUUCUUUCUUGUUCCAGUCCAGACUGGAGUUCCCCUACCUGAGGACCAAGGAAAUGAUUGGGCUUACGCAGAACGUACAACCGGAGAAAAAGUUCCCCAGAUGCUUGAUUCCCAGGAAGGACACUUGGUAGAAGAGGUCAUCUUAAAGGAGAAGGCAGGCGCAGUGCAGCCGGGCUGCGUGGUUGAGCUACAACUGUCCCUCACGAAGGACAGACAGCAGCGCACCAGUGGCCCAGCAGUGGCUCUCCAGGGAAAUGAAAAAUUCAAGUCUCCUGACCCAGACUGGGGCUCACGACCCGAGAGGGCUGUCCACAUCAACUCCAUCCCUGCUCCUGAGAAAGCAGACACUUCUCUGACGUCCAGCCCAGCAGUCCAGACCUCCAGCGGCCGAGAGUUGAGAGCGAGCCAGGGAAGAGACGCAGGAGGCGCGCGGCUGCCCCAGGUGGAAGUGAUUCUAGAUUGCUCUGACAGGCAGAAGGCGGAAGAGUGCAGGCUGCAGGCAGGAAGGGGGUGUGUGUCUUCUCCCGUGGAAGGAGGGCGGUCAGAAGCACCUCCUUCUCUGGUCUCCUUCGCGGUCUCAUCAGAAGGCACUGAGCAGGGAGAAGAUCAACGCUCGGGAAAGGAUCACAGCAGACCACACAAACACAGAGCUCGACAUGCCCGGCUCAGGAGGAGUGAAAGUCUGUCUGAGAAGCAAGUGAAAGAAGCGAAGUCUAAAUGCAAAAGCAUCGCUCUCCUUCUGACGGAUGCUCCCAACCCAAACUCCAAGGGGGUGUUGAUGUUUAAGAAGCGCAGGCGGAGGGCCCGGAAGUACACCCUAGUCAGUUACGGUACCGGAGAGCUUGAACGAGAGGAGGAGGAGGAGGACCAGGAAGAAGGUGACAGGGACGAAGUAGGUGAAGUUGCCUUUCUCGGGACGAGCGAGUCGGAAGUGGAGGAAGAGUUACCGUCCGACCUCGACGACAGCGACGACGCACAAGUGGUGAACUUCGACUGGGAUUCCGGACUGGUGGACAUCGAAAAGAGACUCGAGAACAGAGGGGACAGGAUGGAGAUGCUGCCGGACACCACGGGCAAGGGGGCGCUCAUGUUUGCCAAGAGGAGGGAGAGGAUGGAGCAGUUCGCGGCCCAAAACGAAGAGGAGAAGACGACGACGACGACGAUGACGAUGGCGGCGGGCGGGAUGGCAGGCGGAGGAGGCCCGGCCGCGCCCCAGAUGGACGGCCUGAGAGCCGUGACUUCUUCUUACCGGAGGCGAGAGGAGGAAUCGGCGAGGACGCAGAGCUCCGUGAGCGAGGGCGCCUUUCGGGUGGGCGUGCCGCAGCAGAACGGCCUCAGCGCGGCGCCCGAGGCCGCGGGGGCGCACAGGGUGGCCCCGACCAACCGGACCGCCAGGCCCUUCCUGGGAACCGCGAACCAGCCGGCCGCCCCCUUCUCCCCGGCGCGGGCCGCGACCAGCCCCGUCUCGGACUUGCCUGCGCCGCCGCCUUACUCUGCCGUCUCGCCCCCACCCGAGGCCUUCUCCAGGGGGGUCUCCAGCCCGAGCGCGGGCCCGGCGCCGCCCCCGCCGUGGCCGCAGCCCGCCCCGUGGUCACCGCCAGCCUUCUACGACUCGUCCGAGCAGAUAGCUUCCCGCGACGAGCGGAUCGCGGUGCCCGCGAAGAGAACGGGAAUCCUGCAGGAGGCCAAAAGGCGGGGCACCACCAAACCCAUGUUUACCUUCAAAGAAACCAAAGUGAACCCCAACCCGGAACUCCUGUCGCUUCUUCAAAACGCGGAAGGCAAGCGAGGCACUGGAGCCGGAGGAGAUUCUGGACCGGAAGAAGACUACCUCAGUUUGGGUGCAGAGGCCUGUAACUUCAUGCAAAACUCUGCCAAGCAGAAGACCCCACCUCCCGUGGCUCCGAAGCCUGCGGUCAAGUCCUCCGCCUCGUCCCAGCCAGGAACCCCAGUUUCUCCAGUCUGGUCCCCGGGAGUGGCUCCAGCCCAGCGCCCUGCCUUUCCCACAUCAAACCCGCCGAACCCACCGCAGGUGACUGCUGUGUCCUCCAUCAAAAUAGCCCAGCCUUCCUGCCCUUCUGCCCGGCCCGCGAGCGCCCUGAACCUGGCUGGUCCCUUCAAAGGGCCCCAAGCAGUAGUAGUCAGCCACACCUACACACCCAAGCCGUCAGCACCCACACCGCUAGUAAACGCUGCUCAUGCUGGUGCAGGGGGACCAUCCAAUGAGCUUCCUGGAAUGAGCGGGAAAGGAGCCCAGCUCUUUGCUAAAAGGCAGUCCAGGAUGGAGAAGUACGUGGUGGAUUCCGACACUGUGCAAGCCCACACAGCGCGCGCCCAGUCUCCCACUCCAUCCCUGCCCGCCAGUUGGAAGUACUCCUCCAACGUCCGAGCACCCCCUCCUGUGGCCUACAAUCCUAUCCAUUCCCCCUCCUACCCACUGGCUGCUCUCAAGAAUCAGCCGCAGGCCGCCCAAGCCUCCAAAACGAGCAAGAAGAAGGGCAAGAAACCGCUUAACACUUUGGAUGUCAUGAAGCAUCAACCGUAUCAGCUCAACGCGUCUUUGUUUACCUUUCAACCCCCUGAUUCAAAGGAUGGUCUCCCUCAAAAGUCAACGGUCAAGGUCAGUUCGGCCCCGGCCGUGAAGCAAGCCCUUCCUCCCCGGCAGGCGGUGGUCGGCUCGCCCACAAAUGCACAGGCUUCCUCGGUGUACUCCGUCCCGGCCUACACCUCUCAGCCCUUCUUCGCGGAGGCCACCUCGCCAGUCAGCGCAUCCCCCGUGCCUGUGAGUGUCCCCAACUCUCCAAAACAAGAAUCGACCUCCUCCGCGUCCUAUUUUGUGGCUCCAAGACCGAAGUUCUCAGCCAAGAAAAGCGGGGUCACAGUUCAGGAAAGCAGGCACUCCCUCUCUCUCCCUGGGAGACCAGCCCCACCCAUCAUUUCUGCAUCUCCGUGGCUGUGCCAGCCUGCUUGCAGUUACCCCGGCCAACCGACCCUCGGGCUGGAGAAAGCUCACAAGAGACCAACACCUUGGGAAGCAGCAACCAAGUCCCCUUUCGGUCUAGUGGAUGAAGCCUUCAGACCCAGGAGCAUCCAGGAAUCUAUUGUGGCGAAUGUAGUCUCUGCAGCUCGGAGGAAGGUGUUUCCAGGGUCCCAAGAGGACUGGAAAGAGAGGCUGUCCUUUGUCCCUCAAACUCAGAAGACAAACAUUAGCUAUUCUGAAAGGCAAGAGUACAAUGCUCCAUCCCCAGUCAACAGCCACGUGUCUACCCACUCCUUAUAUAGUUCCCAGUUGCCAUAUGUAUGUUAUAGGCAGGAGGCCAUGGAGACCAGGUCUGAAUACUGUCUUCCACUGGGUGAUUCCAACUAUAACCCACACCCAAGGGGGUGGAGACACCAGCCAUGAAAGCUAGGGUGACAGUUGUGUGGAUUUUGUUGUUCUUUACUUUUAAAAAUAGACCCAAAUCCACUUUUAGUCUUGUGUGGCUCUCACAGGUCAUUCAUCUGAGUGUGCAGGUGUGUAAACACACAAGUGUGGAGCACUUCCUUGUUUGCUGAUGUUUAAGGAACUGCUUAGAAGAUAGGAGCCACCAUAAACAGGGUGUGGAGGCACACCCACCCAUAAUCUCAGCACUUGUGAGACAAGGCAGAACACCAGGUACUCUUCAGGCAUAGUGUUGAGGCCCAGCCUGGGAUACAUGAAACCCUGCCUCAAAAAAAAAAAUUAUAUUUUUCUUGCACUGAUAUUCUGGCACUUCCAUAGAUUCAAAGUCUCAGUUCCAUUUGUAAGGAGCUCCAUGCAAGUUCCAUUCAAGUUCACUCAACUGCAGUGCACCCAAACAUUUAUCUUCUCCAUGCCCUGUUAGAACAUGCUGUAUAAGUUACCAGGAAUUCUAGUAGCGAGGAAUAUAAAAUUCUCUUGUAUUGAUUUUUAAGUCAGCAUACGAAGGAAGGGUUUUCACUUUGCCACGUCUACAUGCAUGUGCCAUUAUACUUUGCUCUAAUCCACCUGUCACCCCGUUGCCCUUCCCCAUGGAACCAGCCUUUCCUGUCACUGAUUCCCGUUCUUUCUGUUCAAAUAAAUUGCUAAGGCAAGCCUGACAAGAGGUAAUAAUUA